Molecule: messenger RNA, 209 nt
Organism: Ambispora gerdemannii
Lineage: Eukaryota; Fungi; Glomeromycota; Glomeromycetes; Archaeosporales; Ambisporaceae
Source: the annotation of a GenBank genome assembly
GGCUUAACGCGUCAAUACUCCUCUUAUCAUUUGGACGCAUUAAAAGCAAGCAAUUAAAACAGAGAUUGCAUUUUGUACUGCGUGAUAUGAUGGCUAAAGCUGAUGCCCAAAAACCAGCUUUUUUAGACAUUCGGACAAGUCUCGAAGAAAUAUUUCGCCAAAUUCCUGGCUGCACAGAAGAUUUAGACAACUUUAUGACAAUAGAAUAA